AUUUCGGAGUAACGCGUGGUUUGGGACGGUUGGAUCAUCACCUGGCACCUGCUCCAGCUUCAGUAGCGGAUGCGUUGAAUGGAUUCGCGAGUGCAUUGUUGGAUAGCGAUUCGAUUUUGUUUCUUGUUUCUGAGAGGAGUGCUGAGGCGAAAUUUGAGUAUCGCGGGGGUGGAUUUGUGGUGAGGAGAUGAGGAGGUCUGCGAGUUCGAGAGAGAUGCAAACGAAAAGAUAGUUUUAUGACGGGAUGCUGGAGCAACGAGUGAAGAAACUGUCCUGAAAAAGUGUGAUCCAGCAAUACAGCGUUCAAGAGGAUGACUCGACAGGAGAAUGAUGUAAACACUGCUUACCAUUGUUUGUGAUCAGACAAAGGAAGACAGGUUUGCAUCACUGCAGUUUUGCGGAUAGAAUAAGUUUAGGUAGUAUGCCAUACGCUGAGGAUACAAAAUGGCACUGGAUAUGCGACAGAACCAACGUCUCACACAGGAGGCUAUGAGACACUAUUUAUCGGAAUGUAAGCGGACAAAGGGAAAGGCUGAUAUGGUUGUUGUGAUUUUCCAUGCCAAAGUUGCGCAAAAAUCUUACGGAACUGAGAAAAGAUUCUUCUGUCCACCACCAUGUGUUUACUUGAGAGGAAACGCCUGGGCGAUGCGCCAGGAGCAGAUGCGCCGAGACGGCGAGUCCGAGCAGUCGUCUCAACUAUGCGCCUUCAUUGGUAUAAUCGGUAACGCUGAUCAGGACGUACAGCAGCUCGACCUCAACAACGAGGAGCAGUACUGCGCUGCCAAGACACUCUUCAUCUCGGACUCGGACAAGCGCAAGCAUUUCAUGCUCUCGAUCAAGAUGUUCCACGGCAACGGCCAUGACAUCGGCGUUUUUCUCAGCAAUCGCAUAAAGGUCAUCUCCAAACCGUCGAAGAAAAAGCAGUCGCUCAAGAACACAGAACUGUGUAUCGCUAGCGGUACGACCGUCGCUCUAUUUAAUAGAUUGAGGUCGCAAACUGUCAGCACGAGGUACUUGCACGUGAACGGCGAUCAGUUUCACGCUAGCUCAACGCAGUGGAGCACUUUUACCAUUUAUCUGUUGGACGAUGACGAGAGCGAGAACGAGGAUUUCGAAGCUAAGGAUGGAUAUAUCCACUAUAAUAGUACCGUGAAACUGGUGUGCAAAGAUACUGGGAUGGCUCUGCCAAGACUGAUCAUUCGCAAGGUAGACAAAUCAAUGGCAAGCUUGGACGCCGACGAUCCGGUAUCUCAGCUACACAAGUGCGCUCUGUUUCUGAAAGACACGGAUCACAUGUAUCUGUGCUUAUCGCAGGAAAAAAUUGUGCCAUUCAAUGCAACCCCUUCGCCAAAAGAAGCCAACAAGCACAUGAUCAACGACGGCGCCUGCUGGACCAUCAUCAGCACCGAGCGCGCUGAGUACACGUUCUAUGAAGGCAUGGGCCCGGUACAAGCACCGGUUACUCCGGUACCAACAGUCCAGUAUCUCAAUCCUAUGGGCAGCGUCGACGUUGCCAUGUUGGAGCUCAAGGGAGAUAAUUUCGCGCCAAACCUUCAGGUAUGGUUCGGCGACAUGGAAGCAGAAACCUGGUACCGAACGGAGCAGAGUAUGGUCUGCGUCGUGCCGGAUAUCAGCGAGUUUCAGGGCAAUUGGUCUUGGAUCAAUCGGGGAACCGAGGUACCAGUUUCAUUAGUACGCAACGACGGGAUAAUCUACGCCACUGGUCUAACAUUCAACUACAAUCUCGAGCUCGGACUUCGAAAAAGAGCAGCUCUUCAACUUGCCGCCUCUGCAGCGGCUACAUUACCACAACCAGCUGUAGGCGACCUACCGUGGAUGCACCAGCAGCAGCUACCGCCGCAGCAACAUCAGCAGCACAUACCGCAAUUCCCACUUUGAUGAGAAUAAUAUUGGCCAUAAAGAAAAAAAUGUACCUGUUGAUCGAUCUGUAUUUUUUGAUGAUCUUUUAAAGACGACGCCUGUUGCCAUGUUAUAGAGUAGAAAAUGAGGUUUCGAAAGACUUAUUUUUUAAACGACAUUUUGGCACUGUUGAUUUCGCAGUUUACUGCGAAUUUCGAGCCUAAAGUUUUUUUAUACAUACUUGUAUAUAAGGAGGAACUUACGAUCUCAAUGAAAGUUAGCAUAAUUAAAGAAUAUGUGAUAUUUUAUUACAGUUUUUAGCCGUAAUUUUAAACUAUCUGUGAAAACCCGUUUUAUACUCUUAUAUAAUUCUUUUUUUACUAUUUCUUCUUUUAUACUUUGGUAGCAAACGACUAGCUGUAUCUUAUUUUAGUUUCUUGUAUUUUUUCAUCACUAUGAUUUACGUCUUUAUCGUCUUAAUUUAAUUGAAAAAUAAGAAUAAAAUAAUUUUUAUUUUAAUAAAAA
Molecule: messenger RNA, 2385 nt
Organism: Nasonia vitripennis (jewel wasp)
Lineage: Eukaryota; Metazoa; Arthropoda; Insecta; Hymenoptera; Pteromalidae
Product: suppressor of hairless protein
Exons: 5
Coding region: 445-1899 (484 amino acids)
Biological process (GO): regulation of transcription by RNA polymerase II
Cellular component (GO): nucleus
Molecular function (GO): RNA polymerase II cis-regulatory region sequence-specific DNA binding; DNA-binding transcription activator activity, RNA polymerase II-specific
Source: RefSeq, a predicted model, not a curated record